GGUCUGAGGCGGGGCAGGGCCUGGGCGCUCAGGCGGCAGCCGCUGCGGGGUACCCAGGAAGAGGGCGAGGGGUCUGGGCCGGGCCUGGUGCGCUCCGGCCGGGCAGGGAAGCGAGCAGAACCGGGCAGCAGGAAGAUGGCAGAGCCGGAGAUUCAGCAGCUGCUAGGCGUGGGGCUGAUUGAAAAAGACACCAAUGGAGAUGCUCUGUGGGUAUGGUGUUAUCCUUCCACAACGGCUGAAAUGAGGGAUCUAUUGCUGAGAAAAUGCUGCCUUACAGAUGAAAAUAAACUGCUUCACACCUUUGUAUUUGGCCAGUAUAGAAGAUCAUGGUUCUAUAUCACAACAGUGGAAGUUCAAGAUUCUUCAGUCUUGAAAAAGGUGACUCACUUUUCUAUUGUUCUGACUGCCAAAGAUUUUAACCCGGAGAAAUAUGCUGCCUUCACUAGGAUAUUGUGUAGAAUCUACCUGAAGCAUGGGAGUCCAGUUAAAAUGAUGGAGAGUUACAUUGCAGUCUUUACAAAGGGGAUCUGCCAGAGUGAAGAAAAUGGAUCUUUCCUCAGCAAAGAUUUUGAUGCCCGAAAGGCUUACCUUGCAGGUUCAAUCAAAGAUAUAGUAUCUCAGUUUGGUAUGGAAACGGUUAUCCUAUUCACUGCACUGAUGUUAAAGAAAAGAAUUGUUGUAUAUCACCCAAGAAUAGAAGUCGUCCAGGAGUUUACCAGAACUCUACCUGCUUUAGUGUGGCAUCGACAGGACUGGUCAAUUCUUCAUUCGUAUGUUCACCUAAAUGAUGAUGAACUGGAAGCAUUAAAGACCUGCACAGGUUACAUUGCUGGAUUUAUAGACUCCAAAGUGAGCAAUAGACCAGAUCUAUAUGAUGUGUGUGUGAAUUUGGCAGACAGUGAAAUUACCAUUUCCCAGCAAUCAAAAGAGGCAAUGACAAUGGGAAAAUUGCACAAAGAAAUUGGCCAACUCAUUGUUCAGUCUGCAGAAGAUCCAGAUAAAUCAGAUAGUCAAGUAAUUAAGGAUAUUUCACUGAAGACAAAAGAAAUUUUGACUAAUCUGGCAUCAUUUACUGAAGUUUCUGAUGAUGGUGAGAAACAGACACUUAACUUUGGAGCCCUAAAACAAAAGCGAUAUCCACCAGCUACAGAAAACUUUCUUUAUCAUCUAGCAGCUGCUGAACAAAUGCUUAAGAUCUGACUUUCUUGAUAUACUUCACUGUUGUGGACCAAUAUGAAACUAUUAUCUUUGCCAUAAAACUAUGACUAUCUGCUACUUAUAUAAAAAACUAAAGGUAGCAAAGAAAAUGUUACAUUUUAAUGAUGUAAUGCAAAAUAUAGACAUACGACCCAGAACAUGCAGCUACACAUUAGGACAUAUUUCUAGUCUUUUUACUUUUCCUUGACUUUGACUUUAUACACACAAGGGCAGAUACUCAAAAACACAGCCUGAGUUGGGCACCUGAUUUGUGUUUGUGCCUUUGAAAUCUUCCCCCUUACUCUGUAACAUUAUAGAACUGGACAUACUGGUAUAAACAAAUUGAAAUCAGAUACACUGAAAGUAACACUGAAAACUGGAAGAUGGUUAGAGCAGUAAAACUAUACCUGUUUGUCUUGUUGUGUAGCCAUAAAGUAACAGGUUUUCAGUAAGCAGUCUGAAACUAACUUUGCUUUGUAAUCUUCUGGGAAGAACUUGAAUUCUUUGUAAGGAAACCUACUUUUUGAGCCAAGCAUCCAAUGUUUCUGCAGAAAUGUCCAUGAAACCAGUCAAAAGGUUCUGCAGUAGCACUUUUGUUAUAUGAAAAAUCAAACGUUUUUUUUUCCUGGCCUUUGCACAGAUGGGUGUAGCAUGUGGUUUUACAUAGAGAUUUUAUACUUACGAUAAAAAAUUUAGUAAUCCAUAUUUAUACUAUUAAAAAUUGAAUGUUUGGUAUCUUGAAGCUGUAAGAACUCAUAAUUAACUAUGUACAAGCAAUAUUAAUUUGAGAUUUUUGUUUAUGUAUUGUAAAAUAAGGAAGUCUAUUUUAGAAUAUGGAUAAGGAAUUAGGUAUCUAUAUAUAAAAUAACUACUUAUUGCAGUUAGUCUGAGAGAACUGCUACAAUCCCCUAUUUUCAGGGGUAUAUAAUCCUACUUCAGAUAUUUACUUGAGACAAAGUUUGCAAUUAGUUUAGACACAGAAGCAUUUUUUAAAUGAAUGGCAUAUUGACUGUGUUUUGAAUAUCAGUACUCUCUGACUUUUUUCCGUUUGUAUAACUUAAGGAGUGUUUUUUAAUAGUCCAGAUAAGUUUAAAGAUCAUAUAGAAAGAAACACAGUUUGGACCUGAGCCUUAUGUCCAUUGAAGUUAGUCUUUCCACUGAGUUCAACAUGUUUUGGAUCAGGUCUUGAGCAUCUCUAUAACUACAGGGUUAGAGUGAAAAUUUCUUUCCAUGGAUUCUUCAGAAAAAAGCAAGCUUUAUUAAAAUAACAUGUAGUUGAAAUAACAUGCAUGGUUUAGGAUAACUCACAAAAAAACAGAGUUCUCAUUUGCCAACUAAAUAUUUGAUAUUUGUUCUCUUUUACGUUCAGUCUGGGAGACUCUAGUUGCAAAUUUCCUUAUUGUUUGUCUCAAACCUUUCAUUCUAAUGUUUUUGUAUGAAAACAAAGAAACUUAAUUUUGCACUUCAGGAAUUAUACACAUAGCAAAGUUAUGCCUAUAAAAAAAUGAUUUUUUUUUCCUGAACCCCUUGCCCUGUGUAUUUCAUGUAAAUUGUGCUUGAAUAGUCAUGGUCAUCAAGUCACAGGCUUCAGCUCUUUAAUUACAAUAAAAUAAUAGAAAUAUUUA
This is a messenger RNA of Gopherus flavomarginatus (Mexican gopher tortoise), 2822 nucleotides long. RefSeq names its product DENN domain containing 10 (gene DENND10). Gene Ontology annotation, cellular component: late endosome. The transcript has 9 exons. The record is from RefSeq and is a predicted model, not a curated record. Gene Ontology annotation, biological process: regulation of early endosome to late endosome transport; protein transport. The coding region runs from base 136 to 1200 and encodes 354 amino acids. Gene Ontology annotation, molecular function: small GTPase binding; guanyl-nucleotide exchange factor activity. NCBI's taxonomy places the organism in Eukaryota, Metazoa, Chordata, Testudines, Testudinidae.